AUGUUUCCACUCAAAAGUCUCUCGUUACUUUCCAGUUUAAUAGCUCUAACGGCUGGUGCAGCUGUUAAAGCUCCUGCCGCAGCACCAUGGACAUACUACGCUUCCCAACCUGUUUUCUCAAGAGCUCUAGGACCACCACCACUACCAGCAGCAAUGGACACCAUAACAGUGCCAUACAUGCCAAAGUCUCCGCUUUUCCCGAAACUCGUUGACCCGAAAGCGAUGGUCUCGAAGAAGACAGAUAUGUUGAGCAACCUGUUUGGUGGUAUGGGACCUGCCUACCCUAUGGGGCCAGCUUAUCCAAUGGGACCCCCCGGUUAUCCAAUGGGACCUUUCAAGCCGUUCAUACCGUAUGCUAUGGGUGGGCCAACUUUAUACAGUACCGCCUCAGGGACAUCCCCAAACAGUUUGGACAAAAGUAAAAUGGAAGACGGUAGCGUCGCAUACAAGCGUGGAAUAUUCGGGCCCUUCGGUUCCGGAUCUGUCGGCCCAAUGGGUCCCAAGUUCGGUCCAAUGGGUCCCAUGUCUCAGUACUCAGAUAUGAACGCCAUGCCCGAUUACAGCGGCGACUAUUCCCGCAAACGACGAAGCACAGACGAAUCCUCGUUGACGAAGCUUCGCGCAAUUAUGGGUGACGGCAAGCCAGAAACUAAGGACCUGGGACCACCGCCACCGUAUCCCACCCUUGCUCCGAUUUCGGAAGAACCGGAGGACGAGUUCAAUCUGCUGCUCCAGAAAGUGGCUAGCUCCACUGCCCCGAAAGAGUAUCUACCGGGUAUGUUUGGUCCGUUCGGACCGUUCAGCCCAUUCUCGCCGAUGAUGGACCCGUCCAUGUUCAUAGCCAAGAAAUCCGCGUUCUUGGACACUCUGUUCAAGAAUCUCGCUACCAGCACACCGGCCCCGGAAACGGCCGCGCUGACUGAAGCACCGACAACGAAAAGCACCAUCGUGCCGCCAGACUUCUGGUUUCCAACGUCGAUGGUACCCACGCCGGCAGACUACAGCAGCAAGGUGGAAGACUUUCUGGACAAGUUGUUCGAGAGUCUGAAGCUGAACAAAACCGCCGUCGAUACUGACAGUAUGAAAAGCGACUUCGCGAGAUCCAUCAAAACCGACGACGAGGGUGGCGCGAAAAUUGCGAGAUCCAUCGACGAUCUGUCGUCGAUCAACGCGGCCAAGGACGCUGUCGUCGACAGUAUACUGUCCGAAUUAGGUGAUUUGAAGAGCAACAUGGUGACAACGAUGAACGAUUUGGUUGCGUACGAGAAAUCGACAGCUCCGAUCUCCUCGGCGAAGAAGCCGUUCAAGCCGUUUACACCGGGUAUGUGGCCGAAGCCGACGGUCGACGGGACGCUUCCUUUCCAACAGAAAAUAACAGUACUCAGCCAAGUGUUCGACAUGUUGUUGGACCUGCAGAAGAACAUCACGUUGGCGGUUCAGGGCGCAAUAAACGCUAAAAUGGCUGCCAGCAGCAGUGUCUCUGGGCCAGUAAUUAAUUCAAAUUAUCCAAUGUAUGCUACUGAUUAUGCAACGCCCGCUAGCAUGAAUCUUCUAGACGCUCUCAAGAGUAAAUUGAGUACGCUCGACUACGAGUCGCCCAAUCCUUACGCGGCGAAGAUCGCUCGAUCGUUGCAGAGGGCACCGGGGUCGUUUUGGGUGUCUUCUCCGGAACAGAAACGAGAUGUCAACGGCCAGUUUUCGAACGAAGAUAGUAGUUCCGGUCACAAGCAAGAAGCACGUGGAGUCAAGAUGCAAAUGCACCAAGGGUAUCAGAGUCUGCCGGCUGGUUCCGUGGAGUCCGUAGAGGCGGGUGGAGGAUCUACACCUGAACACCAAGGCGGAGGAAUUAAAUUACUUAUACAAAUGCCUGUACUGCCUAAUACGCAAGAGAACAGCAAUUACGAGGAUCCCAAUAGAUGGACGAACUGGAUGGAAUACAUGAGAAACAACUACCCUGGACACAGGCAUCACAAUCACCACUAG
Molecule: messenger RNA, 1983 nt
Organism: Dufourea novaeangliae
Lineage: Eukaryota; Metazoa; Arthropoda; Insecta; Hymenoptera; Halictidae
Exons: 4
Coding region: 1-1983 (660 amino acids)
Source: RefSeq, a predicted model, not a curated record